Molecule: messenger RNA, 2677 nt
Organism: Chanos chanos (milkfish)
Lineage: Eukaryota; Metazoa; Chordata; Actinopteri; Gonorynchiformes; Chanidae
Gene: ppp1r9bb
Product: protein phosphatase 1, regulatory subunit 9Bb
Exons: 10
Coding region: 152-2662 (836 amino acids)
Biological process (GO): actin filament organization; calcium-mediated signaling; neuron projection development
Cellular component (GO): cytoplasm; postsynaptic density; dendrite
Molecular function (GO): actin filament binding
Source: RefSeq, a predicted model, not a curated record
CUUUGGUGUAAUUGCAUUGCUUUUGACGAGCUGGUUCCUGUCACUGCGCUGCAGAGUGGGCAGUGGACUGCGAGGGUCUGAUUUCUAGGGUGUAGUUUUAAGAGAGAAAGCAAUGCCGUUACUGAAUUGCCGCGGUGACGCUUAAUUGACCAUGAUGAAGACCGAAUCUACGUCCACUAAACCAGCCAGCACCACGCUUCGGAGCCCUUCUCCGCACCGGAAUGCGUACGAAGCGGGCAUUCAAGCACUGAAGCCGGCGAAUGAUAUUUUAAACAACGCCGCUAAUGGUGAUGCUCAGGAUGGAAAGCCCAAGCCCUCUACCCGUGGUCGCACGUACGGCUCAAACGUGAACCGCAUCAAGAGCAUGUUCAUGCAAAUGGGUGCCUCUUCCCCCACGGAAAGUGAGGAGUCGGCCAAGGCGAACGGCGACAGUAAACCGGUGCGUCUCACUCUCCCUCGGGCUGGCAGCCUAAACGAAAACGUGGACCACAGUGCGCUUCUGAAGCUGGGUGCUACUGUCUCAGAGCGGGUAAAUCGUUUCGAUACUAAGACGGAGGGCGGAGGGGGACAACAACGAGGCUCCUCCAGCUUCUCCAAGCUUCAGGAGACGCGAAAGAUCUUUGAACAACAGAACCAGGAGAAACAGUCUGCCUCUAAUCGCGUGCUAUUGAAGAAAGAACGCGCUGCAGGUUUUCAGGAUGGACGUCUGGAUGUGGUCGCUCGGUUUAACGGUAGCACUGAAUCGCUGGACAGCUUGGAUGCGGUCGGCGGAACAAGCGAGGCAGUGUCUCCUACCGUUAGUCAGCUCAGCGCUGUUUUCGAGAGGGCCGCGGAGCUGCGUAACAACCUGCACCGUCUUUCCAACACGCCCCCACUGCCCUCCCGAGGAGUCACUGCCAGAGUAGGUGCUCUGAACUCAAAGAUUAUCACCAAAAAGGUGCGCACCUUUACUCCGGAAACCAAUAAAGAGGAUGGGAUAAACAAAAACCAGGACCAAAAGGACCAGGAAAACACACCUAAGAUCCUCAGGGGAAAAGGGCCUUCCCAAACCCAAGGUGACCAGACCUCUUUGGAGGAGACCAAAAGGAAUGACAAUGACAGAAAUGUUGUAGAUGGCAUUUCUGCAAAUAAGACUGUUGAAGAGGGUAGAUCAGAGCAGGCUGGAGAAACAGAGGCCAGGAGCACCCUGAUCACCGCUGAGAUCCAUGCCUCCCUGGGGAAUGGAGCAGUAGCCACCAACAGUGGGAGAGACUCAACCCAGGCUGAUCUUACAGACUCAGGGAAGAGAGAGGAUAAGGAAGCUAGCAGUGGAGGUCGGUCUGUGGGGGUCAGUAAGGAGGACGAUGAGGAAGAUGAUGGUACUCUGAAGGAGGAUUAUUCUGGGGCAGACCUGAUAGAUAUCAGUGCCUACAGUGCAGUGGGUGAGGAUUCUGGGGGGAGUCAACUGGAUGAAGAUGAGGAUGAUGAAGAUGAGGUUUACGAGCCAGAGUCUAGCUGUUCUGAGAUCCCAGGACUGCCUGCUGAGGAGGAUCCACCGCCCAGCCGCAAAAUCCGUUUCAGCUCUGGACCCAUUAAGGUGUUUACCACCUACUCUAAUGAGGACUAUGACCGGAGGAAUGAUGAAGUGGAUCCCAUGGCAGCCUCUGCAGAGUAUGAGCUGGAGAAACGAGUGGAGAGACUUGACCUGUUCCCUGUGGAGCUGGAGAAAGACAGCGAGGGCCUUGGUAUCAGUAUCAUUGGGAUGGGAGCGGGAGCAGACAUGGGACUGGAGAAGCUGGGCAUAUUUGUCAAGACUGUCACUGAAGGAGGGGCUGCACACAGGGAUGGGAGGAUCCAAGUGAAUGAUCUAAUAGUGGAGGUGGAUGGGACAAGUUUGGUUGGCGUGACUCAGAGUUUUGCUGCGUCUGUUCUGAGAAACACCUCUGGCACUGUGAGGUUUACUAUUGGCCGAGAGAAGCCGGGCGAGCAGAGUGAGGUAGCCCAGCUCAUCCAGCAGACCCUGGAGCAGGAGCGCUGGCAACGAGAAAUGAUGGAGCAACGCUAUGGGAACUACAUGGGAGAUGAGGACGAGCCUGGUGACUAUGGCAGUGAUGAAGAUGAGGAAGAAGAGGAGGAGAUGAGCCCUAUGUAUCCCAGUGCCAUAGAGGUGUUUGACCUGGCUGAGAAUGAGGAUAUGCUAUCGCCCAUGGAGAUGGACCCAGAGAAACUCAUGCACAAGUACAAAGAGCUCCAGAUUAAGCAUGCUGUGACCCAGGCUGAGAUCCAGCAGCUGAAGAGAAAGCUGAAUCAUGCAGAACAGGAGAAGCAACGUUGGCGUGGGGAGAAGGCUCAGCUGGAGCGUAGUCUGCAGGAGAACAGGGAGCGUAUGGAGAAGCUGGAGGGCUACUGGAUGGAGGCCCAGAGCCUGUGUCAAGCUGUGGACGAGCACCUGAAAGAGACCCAGGCUCAGUACCAGGCUCUGGAGCGCAAGUACAGCAAGGCAAAGCGUCUCAUCAAAGAGUACCAGCAGAAGGAGAUUGAGUUUCUGAAGAAGGAAACAGCUCAGCGGAGGACACUGGAGGAGACAGAAGCCUCACAUAAGGAGGAGGCAGAUCAGCUCCAGGACAAGGUGUCUGACCUGGAGUCUCGCGUGGAAGAGCUAAAGACUUCUGACCAUUCAUAAAGAUGGCCCCCGUUU